Messenger RNA from Mizuhopecten yessoensis (Yesso scallop), 3682 nucleotides. RefSeq names its product otopetrin-2-like. The coding region runs from base 607 to 2520 and encodes 637 amino acids. Gene Ontology annotation, cellular component: membrane. NCBI's taxonomy places the organism in Eukaryota, Metazoa, Mollusca, Bivalvia, Pectinida, Pectinidae. The transcript has 7 exons. Gene Ontology annotation, biological process: proton transmembrane transport. Gene Ontology annotation, molecular function: proton channel activity. The record is from RefSeq and is a predicted model, not a curated record.
AUAGUGCGGUACUUCGGAGACUUCCCUGGCAAGUUAUCUUUUACAGCAAUCGCAGCGUGUUUAUCAGGAUAAGAUGAGAGGGGUGCGAUAGUCACUGAACGCCGAUACAUAUUUACCGCAGGCUGGACUAAUCAGUGGAGUUAUUGGAACAGUUAUUAGAGGGGUGCGUUCGUGUACACUUCUCCGGCGUUACUGGAAGGGUGCGUUCGUUUACACUUCCAAACAUUUUUUUCCUCCACCGGUGGUAGGGUUGUGCAGCUUCCUUCUCCUUCGGGACACGCCCACCUACGGGAGGCUACUACAUAGUAAACGGAAUUUGUCGUUACGAGGGUUGAUUGAUCACAUAGCUGCUAUUGUUUUGACAGACCAGAGUGCAGGAUUUAGUGACACCCUUCACAAUCGCUGCGUGUGUGUGACAACAGUAACAUCUUUUCGGAGUACCACAUAUACUUUGCAAAGUUGUUUUCUUUUAUAGCCGUUCGGAGUACCUUUUGUUCAUCGAGAAAGAAAGUGUUUAAAAUUUUCCUGGAAUAUACAGUGUUACACAACAAUCAUAUCACGCCAUAUACACUGGAAACAGUUUGGGCUUAGUGCGUUCCCCCGACCAUGAGGAGAUCUGGUGUGUACAUUGUUAACGAACCCGCCGAAGACCCGCCCAGUACCGAAAACGGGGGACCUGAUCACGUGUAUCUGAACAAAAUGACGGAAGAUGGCGAGAACGGAAUGGGAGAGGAAAUGAUGAACGAUACCGUCGGAAAUCCGGUUGAGGCGUCCACACCCACACCAAAGAAAUCCAAAAGGGUCCGACUACCCUCUGUGUACAGAUCGUCCCUGGUGAAGCUGUUAUGUGGACUGUACGCGUUGUUAAUAGUGGUUCUCGGAAUAGUAUUUUCUACGGCCACGUCACUUACCGCCAGGGAGCGGCAUCACCAGUUCUACCUCGAGGUAUUUCUGGUGUACUUAUAUGUGUUCUCACUGGGGAUGUUGAUAUAUUUCCAACUUGGUCUCUUAAGCGGGAUCAAGGUCAAGAACAAUUAUUAUGAACCCAACAUCCGGAUAUCAGUGCGCAAUGACGGAAGUAUCCAUAAGUCGCCGACGGCAUCGCCGUAUCCGACGCGCGCAGCCGACGCUGGCGCGAACAGCUCGGAGGAAGUUCAGCCUCUGGACCAGAGCAAGGCGGAACAAGUUUCCGUGGGAAGCUAUCACAGUCACAUGGAACUUCCCUCCCCAGGGGGUGUGGCACAUGCCGGAGAGGGGAUUAACUUCUACCUCAGACUAGGCGCCCUGGCAUUCGCCUGUGGCAGUGUCAUCCUGGAUGGAUUUCACAUCGCCACCUACUUUGAGACGCAGACGACAGAGGAAUGUAAAAGUCCCAUCUUCAUCUUUGUCUACGUUAUGCAUCUCCUCUUCACCUUCGUCCAGACGUUUUUCCUAUUCAAAAACCACAAGUUGGUGAUUGACAAGGCAAAGCCACUGGUUCGUUUUGGCAUGAUGCAUCUAAUGGCCACCAAUCUGUGCGUUGUCAUCGUUACUGCAAUCACUGAAACAGCCGAAGAUUACCGUCAGGAUUACUUUAACAACUUGUUGAAAUACCAAGCACUCAACAAUAUCACACCAAAAGACAAUUUGACCGGAAGUUGCUACCGACAGGAGACUCUUGCCCGAUCUGCUUCUCCAUACCUCUUCCCCAGCCUGAUCAUUUACAGUAUUAUCGCGGCUGGUAUCAUCUACCGUCUCUAUCAGUACAUCGGCGUGAGGAUCAAGCAGAGGUGGCCCAGUCACACCUCUCUGACCAGCUCUGUGCCGGCAGGAGCCGCUGCGAUCGACUGUGAAAAGGCCAACAAGGGGCUGUUCUUAGGCCUCCUGGUGGCCGUCCUCACUCUCAUCGCCAUGGCAAUCUUCUUUGUGUUCGACACGAGAGUGGAAUCUCCUGACACGGCCAUUAAAGUCUUCUUCACUACCGAAAUCAUCCUUAUGGUCAUCACGAGUGUCGGCAUCCUCUGGGGAUAUAUGCGUCUGUCCAUUCUGAAGUUCCUCAAGGCCAUCUUCUUCUCUGUUGAUUCGGUCUUAUUGCUGGUUGCGUUGGCAGGGUCCUAUAUCUACCUGUGUUUUACUCUUAUUUCUGUCUUCUCCUACUGCUCGGAAACGGGGACGGAGACGAUCAAGGGUAUUCUAAGUCUUGUCACGAUCGCCCUAGCCCUCUGUCAGAUCACUCUGCAGACCGUGUUCAUCCUCGACGGUCUUUGUCGAUGUGCAGAAAAUGAUGACCAGAUGAUGGCUAAGCCAGGUCGUGCUGUCGUCACCUUCCUUCUCAUCUGUAAUCUGGCUAUGUGGAUCGUCAGCAUGUUCGAGAUGAAGAAAACCAAGGUGGUUGAAAUGCAUGAAAAUUUCUACGGAAUUUUGGCAUGGAAUAUCAUCAACCACCUCUGUGUUCCUCUCCUUAUCUUCUUUAGAUUUCAUUCAGCAAUUUGUCUGUCCAAAAUAUGGUACAAUGCCUACCAGAAGGAGAAGAUGCCUUAAAAAUAUUUUAAGAUGUUAAACCUGGGAUUAUUUAUAUAAUCCUCGACUUGUUAGAAAAUCAGGCAGCUUUACAACUGUUGAUGGGAAUAUCUCUAACAAACCUCUUGUGUUGAGGUGGUGGAAAAUAUUUCCAAAAACCAGGGAUCAAAUUCAAUUGUGGAUUUCAUAUUCCCCAACUGCCUUAUGAAAUUAAACCUUAACGCGGAGUACACUUGUAUUUUUGUCGAGGUAUAUGGACAGAUUUGUAUGGAAAAAAUGAAAGUUUUGACAUUUUACUGUGCUCGUGUACCUCUUGACACGUGAUUAUAUCAAGUAAUAUUUUAUGUUACACUUGUCUGCCAUGUCGGUGUGGUGCCCGUUACGACCAAGGGGCUGCAACGAUGUCAGUUCUGCAAUGCUCAACAAUUCUGGAUGUGUUUAUGUUAUUGUCAUAUAUAUGGACGGACUGUUUCAACAGGUACCUUUAGGCAAAAUGGAUUAUUGCGAGGCAUAUCAGAGGAUGGUGAACAAUGCAAGAUUGGAAAAAUGAAAUAGGAGCUACAAAUUGCAUUGCAGAUGUUCGUUUGGAGAUGGAUUAAACCCGUAAAGAUGGAUUUUGUGCUGAUUUUGUGGGGAAAUGCAUUGAAAGUUCAUAGUUCAAUAUAUUGCAAUCGUCCUCCUGUUCAUGGAAAUGUACUACCAUACUAUUAUAUUGGAGUAUAUGCAUCAUUCUCAAUUUGCAUAUAGCACUGCUCUCAUUCUGAAAGGAUUACUUAUGACGUCAUGAACGUACAUCGAUAAUAACGCGUGUGUUGACUUAAUGCAAAGCAUUAUGGCUUCAACGAUAUGUCGACAAUAUCGGUAAUGUCAAAGAAGUGUCAUCACAAUAUUGACACUGAAUGUCAACAUAGGAUAUUUGGUCAAUACAGUGACAACAAUUUAUCUUUUUUUCAAUGUGUCAGUAUCUGAAAGUCAAAAAUACAAAGGUAUUCAAGACAAUGAAGCAUUGUCAGCAUGGUGCUUACAGCAAUUUUGACAUCGUUUCGACAACGGAAUGUGUAUUUGCUGACAGGAUAUUGACGUAUUGAUGAAAUUGUGUUUACCCAGUUCUAACUAUGUCAACACUAUUCCGUCUUUGCAUAUUGCAGAGUUAUCUUCUCUUGGGAACAGGUAUUGAUUGUUA